AUGAGUUGUAGUAUUAAGCAGACAACUGGCUCUCUCAGGGGCAGGACCAGCGGUGGCAGCUGUGUUAUUGGUGGCGGUGGUGGUGGUGGAGGAGCACGGAUCUCCUCAGUCUCUUCUGGAAGAUACACGACUUGCGGGAUAGGUGGUAGCCGAGGGUUUUCUGGUAGAAGCUACUGUGGUGGUGUGAAUUACGGAGGAGGACUGAGCACUGGCAGUUUGGUUGGUGGAAACUAUGGAGGUGGCUUAGGAGCCGCUGUCCUCGGAGGAUGUUCAGGCAUUGGAUUCAGCGGUGGCAGUGCUCGCUUUGGCGGUGGCAUUGGAGGUGGCCUUGGUAUUGGUCUUGGUGGAGGGGUAGUUGGAGGUGGUUUUGCUGGUGAUGGCAUUCUUCUUUCCGGUGAUGAAAAGGUCACCAUGCAGAACCUUAACGACCGCCUGGCUUCUUACCUGGACAAGGUGAGGUGCCUGGAACAAGAAAAUGCUGACCUGGAGUGCAGAAUCAGGGAGUGGUAUGCCAAGCAGGGCCCUUUUUGUGAGCCACGGGACUACAGCUGCUAUUACAAAGAAAUAGAAGAUCUUCAAAAUCAGAUCGUCUGUGCAACCAUAGACAACAACAAGAUCAUUUUGAACAUCGACAACAGCAGGAUGACAGCCGACGACUUCCGAGUGAAGUACGAGACGGAGCUGGCCCUGCGCCAGAGCGUGGAGGCUGACAUUAAUGGCUUACGCCAAGUCCUGGACCAGCUGACGCUCUGCAGGUCUGACCUGGAGGCACAGCUGGAGUCGCUGCGGGAGGAGCUCUGCUGCCUGAAGAAGAACCACGAGGAGGAAAUGAGCUGUCUGAGGAAACAAUCGACUGGAGAUGUGAGCGUGGAGGUCAACGCCUGCCCUGGCCCAGACCUCAGAAAGAUCCUGGAGGAGAUGAGGUGCCAGUAUGAAACGCUGAUUGAACGUAAUCGCAAAGAAGUUGAGGAUUGGUAUGAGUGCAAGAUUGAGGAGGUGAAUCGGGAGGUUAUUACAAGCGGUCAGGAGGUAGAAACGUGCAACAAUCAAGUCACCGAACUGAGACGCCAAUUGCAAGCCCUGGAAAUCGAUCUCCAGGCUCAGCUCAGCCAGAGGGACAACCUGGAGUCCUCGCUGGCUGAGACAGAGUGUCGCUACAACAACCACCUUGCUGAGCUCCAGACCCAGAUCACAUGCGUGGAGCAGCAGCUGGCUGAUCUGCGUGCAGAGAUGGAGUGCCAGAACCAAGAGUACAAGAUCCUGCUGGACGUCAAAUGCCGUCUGGAGCAGGAGAUCCACACGUACCGCUGCCUGCUGGAGGGUGGACAGCAGGACCUCAUUCAGCAAGGAGGAAUUGGUCAGUCUUCGGGUCUAGGAGGAGUUGCAAGAACAAGUGGAAUAGGAGGAGGAGGUAUCAUUAGAACAAGCCACACUUACACUUCGUCUUCCCAGAUGCCAUCCUGUGCAGCUGCGGAGAUACAAGUGCCUUGCAGAAGGAUUUGUGAUUAAGCAGAGAAACGAGAAUAUCCAACAAGAGAACCCUGAAGCAGAGCCAUGGAUGAAGAGA
Molecule: messenger RNA, 1567 nt
Organism: Chroicocephalus ridibundus (black-headed gull)
Lineage: Eukaryota; Metazoa; Chordata; Aves; Charadriiformes; Laridae
Product: keratin, type I cytoskeletal 13-like
Exons: 8
Coding region: 1-1509 (502 amino acids)
Biological process (GO): intermediate filament organization; epithelial cell differentiation
Cellular component (GO): cytoskeleton; keratin filament
Molecular function (GO): structural molecule activity
Source: RefSeq, a predicted model, not a curated record